Molecule: messenger RNA, 1125 nt
Organism: Pecten maximus
Lineage: Eukaryota; Metazoa; Mollusca; Bivalvia; Pectinida; Pectinidae
Exons: 1
Coding region: 1-1125 (374 amino acids)
Biological process (GO): DNA integration
Molecular function (GO): nucleic acid binding
Source: RefSeq, a predicted model, not a curated record
AUGUUGACCGUUAAAGAGAAACGACUCAUAGAUGGAGUGUAUUACGAUCUGAAUAACGGAGGUGCUUUUCUGAGUCCAACUAAAGUUCAUCAAGUAUUGAAAUCUCGCGGAUUCACUUCACCAGGUCUAUAUAAGAUCAGAAGAUAUAUCCAGAGUUUAGACGAUUAUAGCUUACAAAAACCAGUCAAGCGAUCUUUCAAGAGAGCACGAGUGGAAGUCUCUGGUCCAUACGAAGAAUUUCAAGCCGAUCUCGCAGAUGUAUCGAACCUCUCGAAACAGAAUGACGGUAUAAGAUUUCUACUAGUAGUCAUAGACGUAUUCUCCCGCUUCCUAUGGGUUGAACCUACAAAAACAAAAACGACAAAAGACGUGUUAAAUGCAUUCAGAAAGAUAAUAGAUAGGGGAGGAAAGCCGAAGCGUCUAUAUACCGAUGCAGGCAAAGAAUUUACGGGGAAUCUAAUGAGGCAGUAUUGUAAAGACAACGAUAUCAAAUAUUUUACUAGUCGCAAUGAACAGAAAGCAUCUGUGGUCGAACGUGUCAUCAGAACGAUAAAGACCAUGAUGUAUAGGUAUUUUACCAAAUAUAGGAGUUAUGCAUAUGUAGAUAAAUUGCAAGAUUUCGUCAAGAGUUACAAUGCUACACCUCACAGAUCAUUAAAUGGUACGGCUCCAAAAGAUGUUAACAAAACCAACGAAGCAGACCUCUUUGCAUACAUGUACCUUAGAAAGAAAAGAUCUCCUCAUAGCAAAACCGUCAAGAAACCAAAAUUCAGGUUUAAGAUAGGAAGUCUAGUUAGGAUAUCACAUUUAAAGCAACCCUUUACCAGAGCUUAUCAACAACAAUGGAGUUCAGAGAUAUUCAAGGUCGACAAACGUUUCUUACGCCAGGGAAUACCUCAGUAUCAGUUGAUAGACUUUCUAAACGAACAAAUCACUGGAACUUUUUAUCAAUCCGAACUGCAGAGAGUAGACAAGGACGAAAACGCAUUAUGGUACAUAGAAGACAAACUUAAAAAACGUAAAAAGAGAGGCCAAAUCGAAUGGCUCGUUAAAUUCGAGGGGUGGCCGUCUAAAUAUAACCAGUGGAUACCUGAGAAUGAUCUCAAAGACGUAUCCAGGACCUAA